This is a messenger RNA of Vitrella brassicaformis, 1783 nucleotides long. Lineage: Eukaryota; Vitrellaceae. The record is from the annotation of a GenBank genome assembly.
GUGCAAACUAGCAAAUUCGAUGAUGUUAAUCCACCUCUAUCUAUUCGACUCGGGAGGCUAGCUGGUCCUGACGAUGACCCUGUUGCCGAGCUUGACGAGGGCUCUCCGUGCGGGCGAGUCGGGCAGCACCGACAGCCACUCCACCGCCUGCUGGGCGUGCCAUCGCGCCAGGCUCUUGGUCCGCUCCAAUCCCUGCACGCCAUCAACACACACAGGAGAGGAGACCAGUGACGGACGGAGGGGUUUGCCGGAGUCGAUGUGAUGCACGUGCUAUGCUCGUCGGCCGACCUUGCUCCUCUCGAGUAGUUUCCUGGCGCGGUCCACAUCACCCGGCUGCUUGAACUUGCGCCGUAUCAUGGCAUUCAGCUCGGGAUACUCCUCUGCUGCAAAGAGGAUUGGCGCAGUGGCCUGGCCGUUGUUCAAGUCAGAACACGCCGGCUUGCCUGAUCGACAGAGACGACACGAGCAAGAAGAGACAAAUGAGCACCCACUAAACGGACGGAUGGGGGGGGUCCUCUGAUUCGCAGCUUACCGAGGAGGUCAGCCGACUGAGUGAAGUCGAGCAGGUCGUCUACUAUCUGGAAGGCCAAGCCAAGAUGGUACCCAUACUUCUCUGCCGCGACCGUCUCCUCACUGGUCGACGCGAAGCCUCCCAGCAGUGCCGCGCUUCUCGUCGAGCAGGCGAUGAGGGAGGCUGUCUUCAUGUAGGUCUUCUUCAUGUACCUGCAAGUUUUGCCACAGAAAUGCGAACCUUUCCGAAAGGAUGGUAGACGGGCGUGAUGUGCUGACCAGUCGAAUGUUGUCAAAUCGUCCGGCUCGGCCUUGGCCUGCAUCACCUCGCCCGUCACAAGCGAAUCAAGCGCAUUGGCCAUCGUCUCGACGACCUCCACGUUUCCAAGCUGAGCAAGGAGGACCGACGCUCGCGCGAGUAGGAAGUCUCCCGCGAGCACAGCCACUUUGUUGGAGUAGAGCUUGUGCACAGAAUCACCGCCUCUCCUCGUCUCAGCGUCGUCCAGCACGUCGUCAUGAAUGAGCGACGCAGUGUGGAUCAUCUCUGUGAUCUGACAGACAGACACCACACCACACCACAGCACACAAGGCGCAUUCCCUCGCGUGUGCCGGCUCUCGUCUCCUCCCUCCCGUGUGUGUGUGUGCGUACCUGGCCGAGCCGCCUUUGCUUGUCGUACACGUCAGCACUAGGCAUGUCGUCUACAUCCUUGUAUGACACGCUGUCCCCCACAUCCGCACCACUGUUGGCCGCGGCAGCAGCCGCCCGUGAGAUGAGCAUCACUAUGGUCGGCCGGAACUUUUUGCCGCUCUUGAGGCUGAAGAAGUGGGAAGCCGCCAUCUUCAGCACCGGGUGGUCCGUGUCCACCACUUCUCUGACCUGGUCAGCAAGGGACAGUAGGUCGUCACCGACAUAGUCAAACGGAUCAGGGCCGCUAGGCGGGCUGUUGACAUCGACGAGGGACUCCACUUUGGCAUUGACAGGCUGAGCCGCAAGCACACGCUCGCGUGGGCGAAGCGCCAAGCGAUGUGAAGAGCGGGCAGGGGAGGCGGCUUGAGGGGCGACAAAGCCUUCAGAUGCCUCAAGCAGGGCGGAGAGGUCAUCGUCAUCGACAGGCCUCACGGAGAGCGCCCGGGAGAAGGUCAGGAAUGUGGUGCUGAGGGCCAGAAAAGAGAGCAGGGAUGAAACCAUAGUCAGAUGAUAAGUAAGAGAAGAAGUGGGAAGAUGAUAAGACAACACCAGAAGAUCAGAUGAUGGAGACUACCCUCUUUUGGC